This is a messenger RNA of Coprinopsis cinerea okayama7#130, 1353 nucleotides long. RefSeq lists its product as hypothetical. The transcript has a single exon. The coding region runs from base 1 to 1353 and encodes 450 amino acids. NCBI's taxonomy places the organism in Eukaryota, Fungi, Basidiomycota, Agaricomycetes, Agaricales, Psathyrellaceae. The record is from RefSeq and is a predicted model, not a curated record.
AUGGUUAGCUCGUUCUACGACUCGGAUGACGAGCAGCCACAUCACCACUCAGGUGACCAGACCCCCAGGCCACCUGGACACUACGGCACGACGCGUAACCCUCAGAACGAAGGGAGGCGAAGCGCAGCACGGAACCACGGAAGUUCCGGUGUCUACAGGCAUCACGAGCCUUACGACUUCAUGACCCAUAACCCAUGGGAGGUAACCGACUGGGCAACACGAAGCACGACGUCCAGUCGUAUCUCGAGGACCAAGGAAUACCUCGAGAUGGCCAUGGACCAGGGCCUAUCACAAGAAGAGGUCAUGGCAAUGAUACUUAAGAAUUACAACUUGCCACCGGGAGCAUUCCCAUCUCGCAGCGAGGCGAGUAACUCCCAAUCGAGUCGAGCGUACUCGAAUACUCACCAAGUUAAACAAGAACCGGACAGCCCUGGGCACUUAGGAACCCCAGGAAACGGUGUGGCAGACCCUAGCGCCAUCAUCGUACCACCUGUAGGUGGUCCCCCAGAUCCGAACCUGACCAGUGCUGAACAGAGUCUGUUCAGGGCACAGCAGCCUAACGAAGACGACGAGAGCUAUCGUCGUCGAGUUAGCGCUAUUCGUCGACUGCGGUCACCACCGGACACCAAGUCGAACGAAGAAACCGUCACCACGACGGCCUCAACUGCCAAAGAUAAGGGCAAGAGACGCGACGAUGGUGGGUAUAACCCAGCGGUUAUCUCACCCCGGAUGGUCGCUGGACCGUCGAAUUACGGGUUUGGACAGUACGACCCGAACUACCGACCACCACCGCUCAUUCCCCCUUCAGGAUACCGCUUGCCCGACGUACACAUGGGAUUCGGAAUGUCGCCCGUCAUCGAGGACGACUCCGACUUCCCGUUGCUGUCAACCCCGCCUCGUGAGCGGGUGCGAGAGGAAGACGAAAUCCUCCAGCGCUUCCGAGAGGAUGAGAUUAGACAUGGCGAAAUACCUACGGUAGCCGAUCGCAAUGUACGUUGGCGUGUAGACGAGAAUGGGAAUAAAGUUGCCUACUACGAUGACCCAGCUGUCCGAGCACCACCCUCAGGAAACGAUCCAAGGGUGAAUAAGUCCACCAAGCCACAUCUCCAAGGGAAAGACCACCCUCGUAACCGACACCCUCAGAACCAGGGCGACGAAAUGAGGGGGAGGGUGCCUAACCAGCCAGUGAACUCACAGGCACCCGCACCGCAGACUAAUGUCGGAGGUAUGAGCAAUACUGCUGCCCAGUACCACCGAGAGCAUGAGCAACAACAUAGCUCACAGUCUCACCCCUCCAGGAGGUCCCGUAGCCGAGAUACUACGUCAGAACAGAGGCCACAACCCGAUCCCUGA